GGCGGGGGCGCAGGUGGGGCGCUCCUCCCCGCUUCCCUGAGCCCCCAGCAAGCCCGGCCCAGGGGACCCCGGGCCCCGCUCCGGGUCGGGGCGACGGGAGCGUUACCAUCUUGGCGGUCGGGACAGCGCCUCGCGCCGCCUGGGAAGGCCGCCCGCCGGCUCGUGGGUCCGGACGGCAGCCGCGUGGGCGCGGGUAGUGGCGGGGGCAGGGGCGGGGUGGGGUGUUCUAGGUCCCCGUGGGAGGGAGCUGGGGUGCAGUGUAGUGAACACAGGCGCCAGCUCCGGGCUGCGGCUGUGUGAGGGGACCAAUACCGCGCAUCUGCGGGCCCCGCGGUUGAUAAAGGCAUCCGAGUGACGCGAACGGCAUAGACCUGCACCGCGUUGCCGUCCGGGAUAGUCAGAAGCCCCGCUGGCCGCCGGAGACGUGCCUGCGCUAAUCCGGGGCUCCGGGGCCGCGCGGCGCGAGCCCUGAGGCUCCGUCAGCACGUGAUGCCCGACCCUGGGACCUCCGGGGCGGUGGGGUGAGCCGGGCCGGCCGGGCGGAGGGCCUGACGCGGCCCCGGCCCGUGUUGCAGUAUGAGAUGUACACCAUCGAGCGGAACGCGGAGCGGACGGCCACCGCCGGGAGGCUGCUCUACGACAUAUCAGCCCGUGGUGUGGAGAGAAAUCAGCAUUAUUACAUCAGCAUUAAGAAACGAUUCACAGGAUAAACAAACCCAAUUUUUAAGAAGUUUAUUUGAAACUCUUCCUGGUCGGGUCCAGUGUGAAAUGUUACUAAAGGUUACGGAACAAUGCUUCAACACUUUGGAACGAUCAGAAAUGUUGCUUCUACUUUUGAGACGAUUCCCUGAAACGGUGGUACAGCAUGGGGUUGGCCUUGGGGAGGCACUGUUGGAGGCUGAAACUAUUGAAGAGCAAGAAUCUCCUGUUAACUGCUUUAGAAAAUUAUUUGUGUGUGAUGUCCUUCCUCUAAUAAUUAACAACCAUGAUGUUCGGUUGCCCGCCAAUUUGUUGUAUAAGUACUUGAACAAAGCAGCUGAAUUUUAUAUCAAUUAUGUCACUAGGUCUACUCAAAUAGAGAGUCAGCAUCAAGGUACCCAGGAAACGUCUGAUUUAAUGUCACCGAGCAAACGUAGCUCUCAGAAGUACAUAAUAGAGGGGCUGACUGAAAAAUCAUCCCAGAUCGUGGACCCUUGGGAGAGGUUGUUUAAGAUUUUGAAUGUUGUUGGAAUGAGAUGUGACUGGCAGAUGGAUAAAGGAAGACGAAGCUAUGGUGAUAUUUUGCAUAGAAUGAAGGAUCUCUGCAGAUACAUGAACAACUUUGAUAACGAAGCUCAUGCAAAAUAUAAAAACCAAGUGGUUUAUUCCACUAUGUUGGUCUUCUUUAAGAAUGCAUUUCAGUAUGUCAACAGCAUACAGCCGUCUCUAUUCCAAGGUCCUAAUGCCCCUAGCCAAGUUCCACUGGUUCUUCUGGAGGACAUAUCAAAUGUAUACGGUGAUGUAGAGAUCGAUCGCAAUAAACACAUACAUAAAAAGAGGAAACUAGCUGAGGGAAGAGAAAAAACCAUGAGUACAAGCUCCACGGGGCCAGUGGCAGUGUCUGGGCAUCCAUCUGAACGGUGCCUGCGCCCCAGCAGGCCUUCGAGUUCAGACGAUGAAGACUGUUCAGCAAAAGGAAGGAAUCGUCACAUUGUUGUCAAUAAGGCAGAACUUGCUAACUCCAUCGAGGUGUUGGAAAGCUUUAAGCUGGCCAGAGAGAGCUGGGAGCUGCUCUAUUCCCUGGAAUUCCUUGACAAGGAAUUUACAAGAAUUUGUUUGGCGUGGAAGACGGAUACUUGGCUUUGGUUGAGAAUCUUCCUCAACGAUGUGAUCAUCUAUCAGGGUCAAUAUAAAAAGGCCAUAGCCAGCCUGCACCACUUGGCCGCUCUCCAGGGACCGCUUCCUCAGCCACAGAUCUCGGGACAGGGGACCUUGGAGCAUCAGAGGGCGCUCAUCCAGCUGGCGACCUGCCACUUUGCCUUGGGGGAGUACAGAAUGACGUGUGAGAAAGUCCUUGAUUUGAUGUGCUACAUGGUCCUCCCCAUCCAGGAUGGAGGCAAGUCACAGGAAGAACCCUCAAAAAUAAAGCCCAAGUUUAGAAAAGGUUCAGAUCUGAAGCUGCUGCCUUGUACCAGCAAGGCUAUCAUGCCCUAUUGCCUGCAUUUAAUGUUAGCUUGUUUUAAGCUGAGAGCCUUCACAGACAGCAGAGACGACCUGGCGCUGGGGCAUGUGAUCGUGCUGCUUCAGCAGGAGUGGCCGCGGGGAGAGACCCUUUUCUUGAAAGCCGUCAAUAAGAUUUGCCAGCAAGGAAACUUCCAAUAUGAGAAUUUUUUCAAUUAUGUUACAAAUAUCGACAUGCUGGAGGAGUUCGCCUACCUGAGAACUCAGGAAGGUGGGAAGAUCCAUCUGGAACUCCUGCCCAAUCAAGGGAUGCUGAUCAAGCCUUCUAGCCCUCCCAUGGGGUUACUGCAGCAGGAAUUCUUACCUGUGCUUCAGCCCAGCAUACAGACUGCUGACAGGCACCACACGGUCACCCGGGGCAUCACCAAGGGCGUGAAGGAGGACUUCCGCCUGGCCAUGGAGCGCCAGGUGUCCCGCUGUGGGGAGAACUUGACGCUGGUGCUGCACAGGUUCUGCGUCAACGAGAAGAUCUUGCUGCUCCAGACUCUGGCCUGACCGGCCCUCCCGCCAGAGGCAGCCCACAGCCGCGGGGCUCUGGGGAGACAUAAAGCGCAGAUGAGCGUUGCCGUCAUCGCUCUUCAAAAGAGGAAGACCAUCGGGGUUUUAACUCAUUGGUUGCUUAGAAGUAGUUCCCAACAGUCCAAGAAGCUAUUUCUAUUUUUGUCGUAUUUUGUAAUUUUUGUAAAACAAAAGAACCUGUUUUGUAAAUAAAAUCAUCCUAAAUUUG
Orcinus orca (killer whale) is the source of this 2947-nucleotide messenger RNA. It is a transcript of the gene INTS10, whose product is annotated as integrator complex subunit 10. The transcript has 18 exons. Gene Ontology annotation, biological process: snRNA processing. Gene Ontology annotation, cellular component: integrator complex. Lineage: Eukaryota; Metazoa; Chordata; Mammalia; Artiodactyla; Delphinidae. Bases 577 to 2715 code for a protein of 712 amino acids. The record is from RefSeq and is a predicted model, not a curated record.